Molecule: messenger RNA, 855 nt
Organism: Gracilinanus agilis (Agile Gracile Mouse Opossum)
Lineage: Eukaryota; Metazoa; Chordata; Mammalia; Didelphimorphia; Didelphidae
Gene: SIT1
Product: signaling threshold regulating transmembrane adaptor 1
Exons: 6
Coding region: 1-801 (266 amino acids)
Biological process (GO): T cell homeostasis; regulation of T cell activation; signal transduction
Cellular component (GO): plasma membrane
Molecular function (GO): kinase binding
Source: RefSeq, a predicted model, not a curated record
AUGGCGGGAGGGCGGUGCGAGCCUGAAUCGGAGGCCUGCACAAUCCUGGAACGUGGGGCAGACGCAGUGACGCAUCGCAUGACGACACACGCAGUACGCCCAGCUGGUCCCGCCCAUCCCAUCGGGAGCGAGGGAAAGUCCCCGGACCGCGGGCAGAAAGUGCCACGCACACACGUGCGUCUGGCCUAUGUCGCAGCUCCAUAUCUUCCCGCCAAGAGGUUCUUCUACCUUAGUGGAAGCACUGAGCGGAGUGAGCGCGGUGAGGCCAACCUUAGUCAAGAAUUGGAUAGUUACGCAGGCAGAUUCCCUGACCUGCAGUGUGCCUAUGGGCUGUGGGCCCUGCUUGGGGUGGUGUCCCUGUUGCUGCUUUUGGUACUGGCUGAACACCUAGCCCGAUGGACCAGAGAGAAGAACAGGACCUUCCAGGGACAGGAAUGCCCCAAAAGGCCUGUGGAAGAGGUACCCCUCUAUGGGAACUUGACAUAUCUGCAGACAGGGAGGCUCCCACAGAAGCCAGGGUCCACCCUACAAGAACCACCCACAGGAGACCUCCCUCGAGCAGGGGAAGAAGCUAUGUGCUAUGCCAGCCUGCAGCUGCAGCCCCCUCUGGGACGCUCCCCAGGGCCCAGUCCUGGGCCACCCAUCAAGUACUCGGAGGUGCUGAUGGUGUUGGAUGCUGAGCAGCCUGCACCCCUGCCCCGGCUCCCAGAGCCUGAACUCUAUGCUUCUGUGGGAUCCCAGGCCCGCCGAGCAACCUUUCCCGAUGAGGACUAUGCCAACAGCCAGCCAGGGGAUGGAUGACUGGAAGACUCAUGCUGAAGUGCCAAAUGCAUCUCAGGGGGGAGAGAGGAGAGG